Messenger RNA from Argentina anserina (silverweed cinquefoil), 6481 nucleotides. RefSeq lists its product as uncharacterized. Gene Ontology annotation, biological process: protein phosphorylation; recognition of pollen. Gene Ontology annotation, molecular function: ATP binding; protein kinase activity. The record is from RefSeq and is a predicted model, not a curated record. The coding region runs from base 840 to 6158 and encodes 1772 amino acids. The transcript is spliced from 16 exons. Lineage: Eukaryota; Viridiplantae; Streptophyta; Magnoliopsida; Rosales; Rosaceae.
ACCUUUACCCUCAAUAUCUUAAGUGAUGAGGAACUCUCUCACCAAGUUUAGUAAUUGUCUCUGCUCGCAACUUGGACUCCCUCAACUUUCUCAUACUCGUAAAGGAUUCGGAUAUCUUGAUCUUGAGCUUAAACAAGCUCAGAUGUCUUAUUCUUGCAUCUGAUGCAUUUUAUAUGAGCAUUGUUCUUCAUGGAAGUAUGUAAGUGUGAAGACAUGAUAGGAAAAUCAUGCUUUUCCAUUUCUUACGUUCUUCUAAGUCUGCAUGCAUGCUUUCUUCAUGACAAAUCUUCAACCGCCAUCUUGUGCGACUUGAUUUUCUCAUCUUCAAAAUAAGCUGCUCCAACUUUGGCACUUUGCUAUCCAUAUUGCAACUAGCCUAUUUGCAUGCAAGUCAUGAUCGAUUCAAUGGGUCACUAAGGCUACAGCUAGAAAAUAAUGGUUUUCUCAUAUAUGGUGAAUUACCAAGCCAGCUCAUGGAUUUCCUCCUCCACUUGCUACAGGAUGGUGACAAACUGACAAUUGUAGGUUUUCUAUUAUAGGCAGAUGCCAAAUUUGCAAGUCUACACAUGUUUUCUUAUAGCAUUAAAGUUUUGACUUCUAUAUUCUAUGAAAGUCCUUAUUUUAUGUAGUAAUGUGAUCUGAGCAGUGGUAAGCUCCUGCCAAAAGUCAAUUUAUCAGAUGCAUCUCUGAAGAACAGAAUUUUCUCGAUUUAUUAGCUUCAAUUUAAUUAUUGUAUAGUCACAUUAUCAAAGAGUCAUCAGCAAGGUAUUUUAGACUUCAGAUUGAAUCAGACAUGAUUUGAGCCCAGAAUAACGGCUUUUAGAUGAGUCAUUGUCAUCAUGUCAUAUUCCGCAUGCAUUAUUGGAAAAGUUCAAAAUAGAAGUCUUGUCCAGAAGAUCAACUUAACGCGGCUGAUUUUACUGCCCACCAGCUCAAGUAUAAAAAUGGAGAAAAAAAAGAAGAAAAGAUGCCACUGGUUCAUUACUACACAACUGAAUAUGCAGAUCGACAGAAUGUUUAUGAAAACUCUGCAUCUAUUUCUUCUCUUUCAGUUGUGCACUUCCAGGGACACCAUGAGAGGGAAAGAACAGUUGAAGGAUGCUGAUGGAGACUAUUUAGUGUCCAAAGAAAGCAAGUUUGAGUUAGGUUUCUUCAGCCCCGGAAAUUCCAGCCACCGGUAUGUUGGAAUUUGGUAUUCUCCGAGUAUAGUAUCAGAAAAAACAGUGGUGUGGGUUGCAAACAGGAACAACCCCAUCAAUGAUACCUCCGGUGUGCUCACAAUCAACAGGUAUGGAGAACUAGUCCUUUAUGCACAUAGCAUGCAGGGCAUUCCUAUUUGGUCCACUAAUAAGUCGCCGUUGGUCCAAAACAUUAACACUAGCACUUUAUCUGCACAGCUUUUGGAUACAGGAAAUUUAGUUGUGUUCCAGGAUGAUGAUAAUGCUAUCUUUUCUUGGCAAAGUUUUGAUUACCCUACAGAUACACUGAUUCCAGGUAUGAAACUUGGGGUGAACUGGAAAAUUGGGUUAGAAUGGGUUAUAACAUCUUGGAAGUCACAAGAUAACCCUGCAACUGGGGACUAUACACAUCGGCUUGAUUGGAAGCAGACUGCCAGCCCAGAGUUUUCUACAUAUAAAGGUUCAAGUAAGUAUUGGCGAAGUGAUCCAGGACCCUCUGCUAGUUGGGUCAUUAAUCAAGAUGGAAUUUAUUAUUACAUGAAUAAGACCAAUGGAAUUGAAAGAAUAACCUUGAAUGGUUCUGAAAUACAGCGCUUUACAUGGGCUGAAGGAGACCAACAAUGGAAGGAUAGCUAUGCUGCACCGGCAUUACGGUGUGACUAUUAUGGACAUUGUGGCGCCAACAGCAAAUGUAGCCCUGACAAUAUUAGUUUGUUUGAGUGUGAUUGUCUACCUGGUUUUGAACCAAAAUAUAUUAAUGAGUGGAAUAAGAAUGAUGGGUCUGAUGGAUGUGUGAGUAAGCGGAAGGAAGUUUCUAAGUGUGAGAAUGGGGAAGGGUUUGUGAAGGUGACAAGAGUUAAAUUUCCAGAUACAUCCAUAGCAGCUCGAUCGGAAGCAAACACUAGUAACAAAGUGUGUGGGCAAGGGUGCUUGGCAAAUUGUUCUUGCAAAGCAUAUCUGAGCCUUCUAAAUGAAGAAGGCUCUUUUGAUUGUUUGACAUGGUACGAUGAAUUGAUGGAUAUUUUAGUGUACACAGAGGUUGGACGAGAUCUAUAUGUUCGUGUUGAUUGGAUUGACUUAGCUGAGUAUGCUGGAAAAUCAAAUGGUUUCUUGAAAAGAAGGGGUAUGCUGGCUAUUCCAAUACUCUGUGCUUUGCUAGCAUUAGUACUGAUCAUUCUGAGCGGCUGUUGGUGGCGUAAGAAAAAAAGGAAUACAACAGAUAUUACAGAGGCAGAUGAACUUGAGGAAACUAAGAGACACCCCGAAUUGCAAUUUUUCGAUUUGAACACAUUAAUGGCAGCCACAAAUAACUUCUCUCGUGUCAAUGAACUUGGCCAAGGUGGUUUUGGUUCUGUUUAUAAGGGUCAAUUACCAAAUGAGCAGAAGAUUGCUGUGAAAAGGUUGUCUAAAACAUCAGGACAAGGAACUGAAGAAUUCAAAAAUGAAGUAGCACUCAUAGCAAGACUUCAACACCGGAAUCUUGUAAAGCUCUUAGGCUGUUGUAUGAAGGGGGAAGAACGGAUGUUAGUCCUGGAAUACAUGCCGAACAAAAGCCUGGAUUCAUUUCUCUUUGAUCGCUCAAGACGAUCCUUCUUGGAUUGGGAAAAGCGCUUUGACAUCAUUAAUGGAAUUGCUCGUGGGGUUCUGUAUCUUCACCAAGACUCAAGACUGAGGAUUAUACAUAGAGAUCUAAAAACCAGCAAUGUUCUUUUAGAUGCUGAAAUGAACCCAAAAAUUUCUGAUUUUGGCACGGCUAGAAUAUUUGAUGGAGAUCAGGUUCAGGAUAAAACGAAUAGAGUUGUUGGAACAUAUGCCUACAUGUCACCAGAGUAUGCAGUGUUUGGCAGAUUUUCAAUUAAAUCAGAUGUCUUUAGUUUUGGGAUCAUAUUGUUAGAGGUUGUGAGUGGCAAAAGAAACAAUAGCUUUUCUCAAGAGGAUCCUUCCAUGAACUUGAUAAGACAUGUUUGGGACCUCUGGAAAGAAGACAGAGCCAUGGAGAUUGUGGAUCCGACUCUGGAGUCAUAUAACUCUGAUGAGGUCAUGAGAUGCAUACAAGUUGCACUCUUGUGCUUGCAAGAAGAGUCAGAUGACCGGCCGGCCAUGUCUGCCAUCGUUUUUAUGUUGAGUGGUGAAACAUCUCCUCCUUAUCCUAACCAACCUGCAUAUGUAUUCAGAAGAAACUCCGGCACCACCGAUGCCGAUUUAUCAGUACCAAAAGAAUCAAAUUCUAUAAGCAACUUGACAGUAACUACAGUGGAAGCACGGUACUUAAUCACCAACUACUUGGACUUUUCGAACACUUUGGUCAUCAUCAAUGUGGGCUGGAAGGAAGAGAUACUUCGCCUGUGUUCCUUGUCUUCCCAUGGGAGUUUUGCUUAUAUUCUAGGUGACUGCAUGACUGCAUCCUCGUUUGAUAUAGCGAAGAAGCCCAUUUGCUUAUAUUCUAUAUCAUUUUCUCUUCAUUCCCUCCCAACUUUAUGUCAAAAAAUACAACUACUGCUGUUUCAUAGCUACAACUACAAGCUGUUAAGGCCCCAGAAAAUGUUGCUCAAAGCUCUGCUUUUCUUCCUCAUCUUCCACAUUUCCGAGUCCAGUGACACCAUAAGAGGGAAUGAAGAGAAACUGAAGGAUGUUAAUGGAGAAUACUUAGUGUCCAAAGAAAGCAACUUCUCAUUGGGUUUCUUCAGCCCCGGAAAUUCUAGCUAUAGGUAUGUUGGAAUUUGGUAUUCUCAGAUUAGAGUACCUGAACAAACAGUGGUGUGGGUUGCAAACAGGAAUAGUCCCAUCAAUGAUACCUCUGGUGUGCUCAAAAUAAACAGGUACGGAGAACUGGCCCUCUAUGCAUAUAAUUUGGAGCAUGAUCCUAUAUGGUUCACAAAUAUUUCGCAGUCGGUCCAAAAUGUGAACACAAGCACUUUAUCUGCACAGCUUUUAGAUACAGGAAAUUUAGUUAUGUUCCAGGAUGAUGAAAAUGAAGUCUAUGCAUGGCAAAGUUUUGAUCAUCCAACAGAUACUCUAAUUCCAGGUAUGAAAGUUGGAAUGAACUGGAAAACUGGACUAGAAUGGGUUUUUACAUCUUGGAAGUCAAAAGAUGACCCUGGAACUGGGGACUAUAGCUUAAGGAUCUAUCCGGAUCAGAUUGCAAUCCCCCAAUUAUUUAUGUACAAGGGUCUGAAUAAGUAUUGGCGAACUGAUGUAGGGCCUACUGUUUUCGUCGAUAAUCAAGAGGAAACUUAUUAUUCCAUGAACGACACCAAUGCAAUUACAAAAGUAACAGUGACUAAUUCUGUGUUACAGCACCUUACAUGGGAUGAUGGUGUCCUUCAGUGGAAGGUAGAGUUCUCUGCACCAAAGUCCCAGUGUGACGUUUAUGGAAAGUGUGGAGCCAACAGCAAAUGUAACCCUGAUACUCUUAAUCAAUUUGAGUGUGAAUGUUUACCAGGUUAUGUGCCUAAGUCUUUAAGUGAUUGGAAUAAGAGAAAUGGGUCAGGUGGAUGUGUGAGUAAUCGGCUUGGUUUAUUAAAGUGUGGAGAUGGAGAUGGGUUUGCGAAGCUGGAAAGAGUUAAAUAUCCAGACACAUCGAUAGCAGCAUUGUUACAUUCAGGUAUUAGUGCCAAAAAGUGUGAGCAGCUGUGCCUAAGUAAUUGUUCUUGCACUGCUUAUUUUAGCACUGGAGAUGAAGAAGACUGCUUCACAUGGUAUUAUGACUUGAUGGACAUUUUAGUGUACUCAGAGUUGGAGUUUGAUCUGCACGUUCGUGUAAAUGCAACCGUUUUAGCUGCUUAUGCAGGAAGAUCGCAAGGUUUCUUGGAAAGGAGGGGUAUGUUGGCUAUUCCAAUACUGUCUUCUGUGCUUGCAUUGGUACUAAUCAUUAUGCUUGGCUGUUGGUGGCGUAAGAAGAACAGAAACACAAAAGAUUUUGUGGACGCCGAAGAGCUUCAGCAUAGAUUUUUUCUGCCAAAACCUAACAUAGAAGAAACAUUGCACUUUUUCGAUCUUGACACUAUAAUCGCAGCCACGGACCACUUCUCUCGAGUCAAUGAACUUGGCCAUGGUGGCUUUGGCUCUGUUUAUAAGGGCAAGCUACCGAAUGAACAGAAUGUUGCUGUGAAAAGAUUGUCAAAAACUUCAGGACAAGGGAUAGAAGAAUUUAAAAAUGAAGUUGCCCUCAUAGCAAGACUUCAGCACAGAAACCUUGUGAAACUUUUAGGCUGUUGUAUAAAGGGAGAAGAAAGGAUUUUAGUCCUAGAAUACAUGCCUAACAAAAGCUUGGACUUCUUUCUUUUCGAUCAUAGAAGACGGUCCUUCUUGGAUUGGCAAAGGCGCUUUGAAAUCAUCAACGGGAUUGCUCGUGGAAUUCUGUAUCUUCACCAAGAUUCAAGAUUAAGGAUUAUACACAGAGAUUUAAAAACCAGCAAUGUUCUACUUGAUGAUGAGAUGAACCCAAAAAUUUCUGAUUUUGGCAUGGCUAGAAUAGUCCACGGGAAUCAACACCAAGAUAAGACGAGCAGGAUUGUUGGAACAUAUGGCUACAUGUCGCCUGAGUACGCUGUAUUUGGGAAAUUUUCCACAAAGUCUGACAUCUUCAGCUUUGGGAUCAUAAUGUUGGAGAUUGUAACUGGCCAGAAAAAUAAUGGUUCUAAUCUAGACGAUCCCUCCAUGAAUUUGAUAGGACAUGUCUGGAAGUUCUGGAGAGAAGGUAGAGCCUUAGAUAUUGUGGAUUCGACACUGAAGUCAUAUCAGUCUAAUGAAGUCAUUAGGUGCAUACAAGUUGCCCUCUUGUGCGUACAAGAAGAUUCAAAGGACCGACCUUCCAUGUCAGCCGUUGUUUUCAUGUUGAGUGGUGAAGCAUCUCCUCCAUUGCCUAAUCAGCCGGCAUUUGUUUAUAGACAAAAUUCCGGCGAUGAUGCUGAUCCAUUACUUUUAUAUGGACCUUACUCUGCAAACGACUUGACAGUAACAGUAAUGGAUGCUCGAUAAUUAUGGAAACUGUUGUCUUGGUUAUACUUGGAGACCGGAGAGACGAGUUUAGGCCCAAAAUACAACCCACAACUAAGGCCCGACUAUGCUGACAAAGACCACCUAUAACACAAGUCUUCGUGGCCCCUGCACCGUCGGAGAGCAACCACAGUCGACCACCCACCACCUUCCCUUUAACGUUUCACAACCAAACUAGGCUUUCCAUCCAAGUGUCCAACAACUCAUCCCGAAUCCUUAGCCAAUGCAGAACCCAAUGCACUGCAGUUCAUGCAUGUAGCCUUUGAUGAAAAGCCAGCAUUGUCAGGAGCUUUAUUAUGAGAUGA